UUUUCAACAGGAUCAUGUGGAAGCUGAUAUUGACAAUAGGUGUGUUUUUGGCUAUGGCAUGGAUACCUUCUGUAUCAUCUUUCAACAUAAACCACCCCAUUGGGACAUUUGGGGGUGGUGGACUCUUUCCUGGCCAAAUUGUACCUCUGGGGUCUUUAGUAGGUCGACCAGUUCCAUUAAACCCUGAUUUAGUGAACUUCCCAGAUGCACACAAUCUCAUGCUCAAGUUGGAUAUAUUUGAACGACGCUUUGAUGAAUUUCACAAGAAUGUAAACAUGUGGAGAAAUGAUGAGGCGAUUAUCAUAUUCCUGAAAAACUUGAUCCAAAUGUUGGAAGAUCUCAAGGAUUUGCUGAAGAAGAUAUCUGAAAAUAUCCCAGCUGGAAAUAGUCUCAAUUUAUCGAUCCAUAAACAAAAAGUAUCAACAGAAAAAUUGUUGAAGCUAAUGAAAUCCCUACUCGAACAAUUUCAGAAAAUAAAUAAUACCUUAACGGAACUCCGCGAAUUAUUUGGAUCUGCUAAAGAAAUCUUGGAUACCUUAGAUCAACUGACUCAUUCUCAAGAAAGGCCCUGGAUUGGGCCACAGGAAUUCUCAAAGAGUCUAUCCAAAGCACUGAAUUGUAACUGUACCUCGGUAGAGAGAUUCAAACCCUUCAAUGAGCUGUUGAUCCUACUGAAGGGCUUAAUUGAGUUCAAGAAUUUUUAUCUGAAAAGGCUGCCAAAAAUAGACCCUGUCUACCAAGUGCUGAACAAAGAUGCUGGAAUACUGAAGAAUAUGAUGAAACACAUCCAGAGUGGAGUCUCAAUCUCAAGAGUAAUUAAACAGACGAUAAAACCAGGAAACCAAUUAAAAUGGACUGGUAUUCCUUCAACUGUCUGCCUAUGUGGAAACAAUCUGACUCCAUCAUCAUUCUACUGUGAACACCCAAAGUACAAAGGAUGUAACUGCCAGUCACCUCUGCCACAAUGCAUAUGACAAUGUAUAAAGGUCUAUAUUACACAUUGCAGUUAUACUGUAUUAAGUCUUCAGAACCUGUGGAAGAUAUAUCUUUCAAUCGAGGGAAUGCCCCAUAUCUAAAAACGAAUAUCACAUAACUAAUUUAUCAUGAAUUGCAAAUUGAAUAUGUUUAUUCCAUGGUCAAUAUGAUAUCUCUAAUAUCUUAUUGUACUUGCAAACUUAAGCUGUAUUCAUUCCUGGGGGUUCACAAUAUAAACCUUGACGGGGAUCCU
Molecule: messenger RNA, 1228 nt
Organism: Owenia fusiformis
Lineage: Eukaryota; Metazoa; Annelida; Polychaeta; Sabellida; Oweniidae
Source: the annotation of a GenBank genome assembly